This is a messenger RNA of Rosa rugosa (rugosa rose), 719 nucleotides long. RefSeq names its product protein PXR1-like. The transcript has a single exon. Lineage: Eukaryota; Viridiplantae; Streptophyta; Magnoliopsida; Rosales; Rosaceae. Bases 100 to 546 code for a protein of 148 amino acids. Gene Ontology annotation, cellular component: nucleolus. The record is from RefSeq and is a predicted model, not a curated record.
AGAGAGAGAACAAAUCAGAGAGAUAGAGAAAGAGAUGCAGAGAGAGGAAGAGAGCAAAGGGACUCAAGAAUUGGGCAGGGUAAGCCUAGUUUUCACUGUAUGGCCUGCACAAUCGACUUCCGCUGCCUAGACGAAGGCUUCGGCGGCAAAACCUACAAGUGCAAGCAGAACCCCGAAGCCGCUGACGACGACGAAGAUGCCGCCAUGGAAAUCGACGCCACCUACCCACCUCCGGCGAAGCGAUCUGUGGUGUCCUUCUCGGACAAUCCGGACAAACCAGUCGUGAUCGCCAGGAAGGUCUCCGGGCGAAAGUGGAAGCAAACGCGGAAGCAGAGGUCGUCGGCGGUUCAGGUGAGUCGGAAGGGGACGACAUUCGAGGAGAGGGAGAAGAACAAGUCGGUGAAGAAGGCGUACAAGGAGAGAAUGGCGGAGCUGAAGGGGCAGAUUAAGAGGAACAAGGAGGAGAAGAAGAGGAAGAGGGAGGAAAGGGAGAAGAAGAAGGAGAAUAUUCUUCCGGAGGAGAUGAUCAAGAGGAACAAUAAGUAAAUGACACAAAUACCCAUCAAAUACGCCACGUGGCACACUGGUUAACGCCGUCUUGGACGGCAGGUACAUAUGUUGGGUCGGGCUAGAUAACUUGGGUACCAUUGUGAUAGUUUUGGAAAUUUAGGUACAGAAAUUCGGAGUCGGCCAUAGGUUGGGUACUGUUUGUAUUUUUU